Molecule: messenger RNA, 2412 nt
Organism: Salmo salar (Atlantic salmon)
Lineage: Eukaryota; Metazoa; Chordata; Actinopteri; Salmoniformes; Salmonidae
Source: RefSeq, a predicted model, not a curated record
GAAGAAGAAGAAGAAGAAGAAAUAGAAGAUUCAACAUCAUGGCGGUUGCCGGGGUUAUUGAUGAGCAUGGAAGGUUUCAGCCUAUGUUGGCCUUGCAGGAUUAUAGUAAUUCUUCAUUUGGAGGAACUGAUACAGACAUCAACAUCUCAUGCGGGGAAAGCGACUACAACACGAUGUCCGAUUCCACCAAUCCAACCCCAAAUUCUACACCGAAGCCUGUAUCCAUACUCGCGCGCAUAUCGCUCAUGCCAGGUAGUGAGCGACACGGAUUAUCGCACUCUCCAAUUGUUAAAAAGAAGCGACACGUUUGUACGUUUGAUGGCUGUGUCAGGGCCUACGGAAAAUUGUCUCACCUGAAGUCGCAUAUAAGGACACAUACAGGUGAGAAGCCCUACAACUGCUCCUGGCCUGACUGUGACAAGAAGUUCUCCCGUUCUGAUGAACAAAUCCGCCACCUGCGGACUCACACGGGGGAGAAACAGUUCCAGUGCCCACUGUGUGCCAUGCGCUUCAUGCGAAGCGACCACCUGCUCAAACAUGCCCGUCGCCACCCUGGCUUCGAACCAUCCAUGAUCAGCCACAAGGGUAAUCAAAUAAUGGACUGAAGGAGCCUAACAGUACUCCUUAUAGUCCAAGGACAUUACAUGCUGUUUAAAGGCAAAUUGGCUCUGGCAGCCAAAACAGCCUAAUACUCAAUCUAAACGUGAAUUGAUUCUCAAUUGCGGUACGGUUCUAGAAACAUAAAUCCCUUUUUUCAUUUCACAUCAAAAUAAUUUCACAAAUACUCACUCACUGUUCACUGUUUUAACUGGUUUAACAGUUGCAGCCGACAGUGUUUUUUCAGUGACGACACGUUUGUGGCGUCCUUCCGUUUACACACAGGUGUUCGGAGACAGAUUGCUAAUUGGCACAGGUAGUCCACUCGGUCUUCUGUCUUUUUUCCGUAAACAAGCACUAACAGAAAUAAGGCUGUGUGGGAACCCUAUAAAAGUGCAUAUCAAUUGAACCAUUUUGUUUUUAGAAAAUUAUUUCUUGCUGAUAUGAAAAAUAGGGUCAUAAUGCUUCUUAAACUGUACCGCAAGCGCUGCGUGUUAAUGUUAAGACCAAGCUUCGGGGCUCUUUACAAAACUCCCUUGUACAGAAGACGCCUUUGUCCAAUGACUCUUGUGUAAUGUAAUUGAACUGUGAGUCAUGAUCAAGGGCUACCAUAAAGGGGGGAGGUAGGGCCUGGGGUGUAUUCAUUAGUCAGAUUUAAUAGAAAAAAUGUUUGGUAUGUUGCAAAACAUUUUGCAACAGUUUACUCCAAACAGAAAAUGUUUUGAAAUUAAAAAGAGUUUCUGUUGGACAAAUUCAGGUAGGCCCCUCCCUGUUUCGUUCUGUUUGGUUCCUAGAGUAAACGGUAACCGUAGCAAAACGUUUUGCAAUUGAAUCCGACUAAUGGAUAGACCCUUGAUCAGACCAAUGGAUCUCCACUGGAAGCAGAGGUGCGGGAUAGGAGAGGAAGAGGUUCUGUGGCCAUGCCCUGGUCCCAGAUCUGUCUUAAGACAAUUCCUUUGACUAUUGUCAUGAUGCCAUACAUUCAUGUUUGGCUUGACAAGGACCACACGUGGCACAGCAGAGUUGGCUAAAUCACACAUACAGAUGGGACCAGGCUACUGUAGCCUACUUCAGCCUGUCUCAGAUAACUCAUUUUGUAUUAUUGAUGAUCAAUACCCACUGGUUAGGUUUCGUUAAUGCUGAGAUAAUGUUUAAGUUUUGUACGUUUUAUAGCUUUUGGUAUAGUGGAGAUAAUAGUAAGAUUACUGUGGAUGGUAAUUGUUUAUGGAACAGUUGUUAUAUUUGGUAAACUUACUGCUGGUACUGUACUAUAGAUAUGUUAAACUGAGCUCUGAGAUCAAUAAUGGCACUAAGUGUUUUUAUGAUUUAUUUUAUCCCUUUGUUGCAAUUUUCACAAGUAUGUUGUACAUUUUCACAACGCUUUGUACCAAACUCAAAACAGAUCAUCAAAAAGGCAGUUUCACAACUCUUAGCACAUUAGAUUGACUAAGUACAACGCAAUCAUACAGUCCAUUUUUCAAACUUAAUCAGUUUCAUCUAGAAAUACAUGUUCAUAUGAAGUAAUUGCCUUUCACAAUGCAAUGCUCACAUUACUUUUGAUAUGAUUGUCUUCUCAUUUGUUUAAAUACGUUUUAUUGAUAAUCACUUAACCAUUUGGUAAACCUAUAUAAUGGUUUGUCUGCAACAUUUUGAGAAUAAUGAAUGUAUGUUUAAGGUAUGAACAUAAAGUAUGAUAUACUGUAAUGUAAUAUUAUGAAUGAUUUUACUUCAGUAAGUUAAAAUAAAUCUGAUAUUAAGAUCAGAUGUAUUGUAUGUAAUGCAUCCCCUAUACAGUAAACAUGUAUCCAAAAUGAA